Molecule: messenger RNA, 791 nt
Organism: Ictalurus furcatus (blue catfish)
Lineage: Eukaryota; Metazoa; Chordata; Actinopteri; Siluriformes; Ictaluridae
Product: cornifelin homolog B
Exons: 4
Coding region: 80-466 (128 amino acids)
Source: RefSeq, a predicted model, not a curated record
UAUAACCACUCUCAAAUCUCAAAGAGCAGUCAGUUUCUCAGUCUCACAACUUUACCCUGCAGAACUUCACACAGGCAUCAUGGCGAAGAUGGUCGUGCAGCAACCUCAGCCUGUCAUGAUGGCGAACACAUCAUACUCCAAUCAAUGGAGCUCGGGAAUCUUUGACUGCUGUGAAAAUGUUGCAGAGUGUUGUUUCUCGUUCUGGUGUUUCCCCUGCUUCGCCUGCAGUACGUCAAGGAAAUUUGGCGAGUGUUUGUGUUUACCGAUGCUGGACGGUUAUGGCUUGAUUCCCCCAAUAACCCUGGCCAUGAGGGCAUCAAUGCGCCAGCGCUAUGGCAUUGAGGGAUCUAUAUGCAAUGACUGCAUAUAUUCAUUCUUCUGCCUUCCCUGCGUUUGGUGCCAGAUGUCCCGAGAGAUGAAGGCACGUAAUCAUUCAGUCACAUUAAUUAAUUCUCACACAAGAUGAAGACUCAACUUCAUGAUCGUUAAUAAAUACUCCGUGUUUUCAAUGACACCUUUGAGACAGUAAAGUGCAAUAAUACUGCCUGUACAAUAAUUUUCAAUGUGGAAAUGACUCUAUAUACUGCAUGUUGACAGGUAGUUUGUGUUUCUUAGUUUCUGGGUUAGGGUUAGUCAUUAAUAAUUUCUAAUUUCUCUAAUUACUCCAUCUGGGGAUUAAUAAAGUAUUAUCUCAUCUUAAAUAAUGCCACUGACUGUAGCACUAGGCUACAAUCUUUAAUCGUUAUCAUAUCUCAUGUUAUGUGUUUCCCUAAUAAAAUGGAUGAUAAAAA